Molecule: messenger RNA, 2220 nt
Organism: Durusdinium trenchii
Lineage: Eukaryota; Dinophyceae; Suessiales; Symbiodiniaceae
Source: the annotation of a GenBank genome assembly
CAGGAACAGCCGAGAAACUACUUAGAUUGGAGCCUUGAUGGAAGCGCAGAGCCUUGAUGGGGAUCCAAGGCUUGCUUCCCUUCCUGAAGUCCUAUGUCAAGAAGAAGCACAUCGAGGAGUUUCAUGGAACAACCAUUGGGGUUGAUGCAAUGUGCUGGAUGCACAAGGGUGCAUAUGCCUGCUCUCGAGAACUCGUCAUAGGCCAAGACACAGACAAAUUUGUUCGAUUCUUCUUGAAGAUGUGCGAGCUCUUGCGAUACUACCGGAUCAAGCCCAUCAUUGUCUUUGACGGGGAGAAGUUACCUGCCAAGGCCAAGGAGGAUCAGAGACGUAACCAAGUCCGUGAAGAAUCACGGCUAAAAGCCUUGGAGCUCAUGCAACGCAAGGAGUCCGGUGAAGCCGUGGAGGAGCGAGAAGUGGCCAGCAAGUGUGAGAUGGCCAUCAAGGUGACCAGCUCGAUGAUUUCCAGGUUGCAAAGUGCAUUGAAGGAGCUGUCCAUUGACUUUCUCGUAGCUCCGUACGAGGCCGAUGCCCAGUUGGCGUACAUGUGUAGACAGGGUUGGAUCACCACUGCCAUUUCUGAAGAUAGCGAUUUAUUGGCCUACGGAUGUCCAUCCACCUUCUUCAAAAUGGACAAAUAUGGGAACGGCGAACACAUCGCUUUGCCCUGCUUGCAAGUGGAUCAUGCAGGCUCGGAGGCUGACAAGCUGGACGCACCCCUCGUCCCCAAGGUGAAAAAGCCGGAGAAAGGCAAGAGGGGGAAGAAGCAAUCGGCGCCAAAGGAAAAAAGUGAAGAAGGAGCUCCUGACGAGGAAGGUGAAUCCAAAGCAGGAGCAGCAAAAGGAAAGAACAAAGGGGAUGAGAUGCAGGUACAGUCCAAUCUCAACUGUUGGUCUCCAGAGAAGUUUGCAGAGUUUUGUGUUUUUUGCGGAACCGACUACAAGGAGCCUGACACGAACAUCAAGAAGUUUGGUAUCAAAACAGCUUUUACACUGAUGUGUACCCACUCUACGGCGCGGGGUGUGAUCAAUUGGAUGGCAGAACAGCAGAAGUUUCAGGACCGGCUCCCUUGCAAAGGCAGUGAGUACAUGUCUCGUUUUGAAAGAAUCAUUGCUGUCUUUUGGCACCACGUAGUCUUCAAUCCCAAGCGUGGAGAGUGCACCUCCAUCGCGAGCUCUUUUCCUUUGACAGCAGCCUAUCGCGUGUUGGAAGACUUAAAUCUGGAGGAGGUUUGCGGAGUUCGCUUUGGUCGGGAGAUCGCUUUACAGGUGGCGAAGGGUGAGUUGGAUCCGCGAAGUCGACAAGUGAAGACCUUAGAGCCCUUGAGCUUUGCGGAACGUCGGGCCAUUGAUUUCCUCCUCGCAGAGAAGCGCUCCGAGCAAAUGGACUAUCGAGUGAAGGUGGCUCUAGAGGCUGAAGAGGCCAAGCGACAGGCAGAGGUCGAGCAAGACCAUUCGCUUCGUGAAAUUGAACAAGAAGAAGUGAAUCAAGUCGUAGAACCAAGUCAGAAGGAUGCUGCUCAAGAGAAUCAGGACAGAGAACUGCGCUUGUUGCCAGGAGACUUGAGGAAGCUGAUGGAAAUUCGGAAUGCAUUGAAAAAGAACAAGGUUGAAGAAUCGAAGCCGGAGCCUGUGGAAAACCACAAGUCCAAGAAUCCAUUUGCCAAGAAACGCGUUGCCACACCCUGCCACAGUCGCACUCCAAGUGUUCCCAUUCCCAUGGUCAAACGUGCCCGUGCCGUGACACCUCCAUCGGUUCCACAGACUCCACUGAUUCCGCCAGAAGGGCAGCGGUUGAAGGAUAUAGCUGCACAUCCCAGAGGUGGGUCCGGAGCCAAAGAAGCAGCAUAUGCUGUGCUGAUACAAAGGGGCUUCGCACCACAGCUGGAGGAUAAAGAGAAAGCAAAGCUGAAAUACUUUUUUGGUUCAAAGAAGACAGAUGCCCCAAGGCAAGAAGAAAAAGUGGAAAGCAAGCUGGCAGGCUGGAAGCCACGGUCAUGGGAGGAGGACGAAGACGAAGAAAGGUCCACCGUGGGCCGCAAUGUGCUUUCAAUUCGAAAUGGCAACAACGGGCUAUGGCGAAAGUCGUGGACUUGAUUUUCAGAGCGGUUCUUGGUUUGCAAAGCAAACCUCAAAAAUACUACAGGUAUCAACCUGUAGAUAUCUUGGGGAUGGGGAUAUAGCAUCAAUCGUGGACGCACAAACAACUCGACAAACUGAA